AUGAAGCAUGUUGUGGUUGAGGGUGGGCGCCAUAGGUUCCAGUACACGUACAAAUGGUUUAUCAGGGGAGAUAUUGUUGGCCUGAUGAAAAUCAAAGAGUGUGAUGAUCAAGUGAAGACUAACCCAGUCUCAGUGUUGGACAAGAAGAUAGAUAAGAUGAGAGUUGGUUUGAAGAGAGAGAUAAAGGAGGUUGAUUAG
Prunus armeniaca (apricot) is the source of this 198-nucleotide messenger RNA. NCBI's taxonomy places the organism in Eukaryota, Viridiplantae, Streptophyta, Magnoliopsida, Rosales, Rosaceae. The record is from the annotation of a GenBank genome assembly.